UGCCAGCUUAUUUAGAGCUUUUGGUGUGUUGUGCUUGGCUCAGGAACAGCAUGUCUGGUCGUGGCAAACAAGGCGGCAAGGCGAGAGCCAAGGCCAAGUCUCGUUCUUCCCGGGCAGGGCUUCAGUUCCCGGUCGGUCGCGUCCACCGCCUGCUACGUAAGGGGAACUACGCCGAGCGGGUGGGCGCCGGCGCUCCCGUCUACCUGGCGGCGGUGCUGGAAUAUCUCACGGCGGAAAUCCUGGAGUUGGCCGGCAACGCUGCUCGGGAUAACAAGAAGACCCGCAUUAUCCCCCGCCACCUGCAGCUGGCCAUUCGCAACGACGAAGAGCUCAACAAACUCCUGGGCAAAGUGACGAUCGCUCAAGGGGGCGUGUUACCCAAUAUCCAAGCGGUCCUCUUGCCCAAGAAGACGGAAAGCCACAAAGCGAAAGGAAAAUAGAAGUUGCUGCGAAGAACACUGAAUUUCAAACCCAAAGGCUCUUUUCAGAGCCACCUACAAUUUCAAGUAAGGAGCUGAGUCUCACGGUAUCGAACGAGGUGUUCCUUUUCGGAUCCAAAGUAUGUCCCCGGAGCUGGCACUUCCUUAGCCCUGGGCUUGCAUAUGGUCGCGGAUCGUGCCUUUUAGCAAGCAGAUUUAGAAAAGCCCACCUGUUAACACAGGCUUCAGCUGUUACAUUCCAAACACUCAAGCGCUUUUAUUAUAAAAGCGUGAGGAUAGUGGGGGUAAUCUCAACAAAUCGCCGGCGGGAUUAUUCAAACUUGGCCGCUUUCCUUCGGGGAGAACUUAAUCUAAAAUUCUGAUCCAUAGCUUGCUUAAAAGGGCAUUUAACCGUAGAAUCCCUUCAGUAUUAAUUUUUACCAACAAGUUGUUGGUGAUCAGAAAGGUGUGUAUAAAAUCUUUCAAACCUAAAAGAGUGAUCUCAAUGGCUUCAUAAUAGUAAUUUUACACUUGGAAAAAGCAAAGCUGGAGUGCCCCAAUUCUAGGAGAGCCCCGAUCGACCUGUGUGGAACUUUCACGGGCACGUCCAUGCAGAUUUGGGGAACAACGUGGAAAUACUUGCUUUCUUUCCAGUCUCUACUUUUGGCCUUUUCUAAUAGCCGAUCUUGGUUGAUUUUAGAGAUCAGGCAAAGUAUAAUAUGCCAGUGGAUCAUAAUGAUAAACUAUAUAACAAGAUCGUGACUAAUCAACUAGCAAACUAAUUAUUCUAUGUAACAAGUGCUUAAAAUGAAAAAAAUAUAAUGG
Messenger RNA from Pseudonaja textilis, 1244 nucleotides. Lineage: Eukaryota; Metazoa; Chordata; Lepidosauria; Squamata; Elapidae. The record is from RefSeq and is a predicted model, not a curated record.